CCCAUCUUGGGCGAUAUGGGCCUCCCCAAUCAAACAUUCACAUUGAAGCCUGAUCGUCAGCGGGUGGCUGGGUGUGCAGCCAGCGAGCUCGGAGGCUCCGCGACGACGCGGCCGGCGGAGGAGCCGCAGCGUUACGUGGUUGUGCUGCUGCCGCCGGCUCCCGUGUCUCACCCUCCUUGCUUCCCUCUUCUGCGCCUCCCCCCUCACCUCACAUCGCCGGGAGCUACGACCGCACACGCGCCACGUCUGGCCUGGCCCCACCCCUCCUCCUCGCCGCCGAUGAGCUGCCGCGCGGCUCCAUGGGGCCGCCCGUCGCCCCCCCGCGGCCGGCCCUUCCCCGCCUCGGCGCGCCUCCGCGGCCCGUUCGGGGGCAUGAAUUCGUGGAAGAAUCCAAUCCUCAAAAACUCGUGGAGAAUCGGUGAUGUCCCGGCAAUGUUUGGGCUGCCGUCUGGACUGUUCAGAUGCACGGCUUCAGGUGGCUCUGGGGAUGGCGGGUUUUCUCGUCCUCAAUCAAUUGAUGAAGCACCGAUGCCGCUGUACCCCUGGCCAGACAAGCAGCGGCCACGAGUAUGCAUUUUGGGUGGUGGAUUUGGUGGGCUGUAUACUGCUCUGAGACUAGAAUCUCUUGUAUGGCCUGGUAAUAACAAGCCUCAGGUAAUGCUGGUUGAUCAAUCUGACAGAUUUGUAUUUAAGCCCAUGCUGUAUGAGCUCUUAUCAGGAGAGGUGGAUGUCUGGGAAAUAGCUCCCUAUUUUACAGAGUUACUGAAGAACACCAGUGUUCAAUUUGUGAAGGAUAGUGUAAAGCUUCUUCGCCCUUCUGAUCACUUAAGAAGAGAGCCUGGAGUAUCAUGCACUGGUGGAGUUGUUCAUCUUGAAAGUGGCACUGCUGUUGAAUAUGAUUGGCUCGUUCUAGCUCUAGGGGCUGAAGCUAAGAUUGAUGUCGUUCCAGGAUCUGCCGAGUAUGCACUUCCUUUCACAACUUUGGAACAUGCUUUGAAAGUUGAAAGUGAAUUGAAAAUGUUAGAAAGGAGAAGGUUUGGUAAGAACUCCCCAUCUAUUCAGGUGGCCGUCGUGGGAAUGGGUUACUCUGGUGUUGAGCUAGCUGCUACUAUCUCUGAGAGAUUAAAGAGCACGGGGACUGUCAAAGCAAUCAAUUUUCAAACAACCAUCUGUCCUAAUGCACCACCAGGAAAUCGUGAAGCUGCUCUGAAGGUUCUCGAGUCUCAAAAUAUUCAACUUUUCUUGGGAUAUUCGGUGAACUGCAUCAGAGAGGUUUAUGCAUCUGAGGAUUCAGGUGGCAUGGUUGCAGAUGCAAAAGAAGCUGGUGGUGACGAUAAGAAACUAGUUUUGGAACUUCAAGCUGCUCAAAGAGGCCUCCAGAGCCAGGUUCUGGAGGCUGAUCUGGUAUUAUGGACAGUGGGUUCACAAUCUCAGAUCCUUCGGUUACAACCUCCCGAUGCACCAUAUGUUAUUCCUCUGAAUGGCCGGGGGCAAGUGGAGACAGAGGAAACCCUUCAAGUAAAGGGCCACCCCCGAACAUUUGCAAUUGGUGAUUCAGCAGCUCUAAGAGACCCAUCAGGAAAAUUUCUCCCAGCCAACGCACAGGUUGCUUUCCAGCAAGCAGAUUUCGCUGGAUGGAAUCUCUGGGCGGCAAUCAACGACCGGCCCCUUUUGCCGUUCAGGUUUCAAAACCUUGGUGAGAUGAUGACGCUUGGUAGAAACGACGCUGUGAUAACAGCGAAUUUCAUCGAGGGACUAACCUUGGAAGGGCCUAUAGGGCAUGCUGCUCGGAAGCUCGUGUACUGCCUCAGGAUGCCCACGGAUGAGCACCGGGUGAAGGUUGGAAUCAGUUGGUUCGCAAAGGGCGCUGUCGAUUCGCUUGCGUCUCUGCAGGAUGCAGUAAGUAACAUAAUUGCAAGCUCCUGAUGGUAAAGGGGACCUGCUAAUUCAUGAACUGAGCGAGCUGGAUGAUGUAUUCGGUGUCGGUUUUAUGUACAAAUUUUCAAUUCCGAGUGUACGUUGCACCUAACUUCUGAACAUGCGGAUUUUGAAUAAAAGUACGUUGCUCCUAA
This is a messenger RNA of Hordeum vulgare subsp. vulgare (domesticated barley), 2072 nucleotides long. RefSeq names its product alternative NAD(P)H-ubiquinone oxidoreductase C1, chloroplastic/mitochondrial. Bases 16 to 1926 code for a protein of 636 amino acids. Gene Ontology annotation, cellular component: chloroplast. Gene Ontology annotation, molecular function: NAD(P)H dehydrogenase (quinone) activity. The record is from RefSeq and is a predicted model, not a curated record. Gene Ontology annotation, biological process: aerobic electron transport chain; phylloquinone biosynthetic process. NCBI's taxonomy places the organism in Eukaryota, Viridiplantae, Streptophyta, Magnoliopsida, Poales, Poaceae. The transcript is spliced from 11 exons.